Molecule: messenger RNA, 439 nt
Organism: Nematolebias whitei (Rio pearlfish)
Lineage: Eukaryota; Metazoa; Chordata; Actinopteri; Cyprinodontiformes; Rivulidae
Gene: cisd2
Product: CDGSH iron sulfur domain 2
Exons: 3
Coding region: 32-439 (135 amino acids)
Biological process (GO): regulation of autophagy; autophagy of mitochondrion
Cellular component (GO): intracellular membrane-bounded organelle; mitochondrial outer membrane
Molecular function (GO): 2 iron, 2 sulfur cluster binding
Source: RefSeq, a predicted model, not a curated record
CAAAACCCCCGGCCCUGCCGAGCAAUCCAAGAUGGUUUUCGAAUCUAUCUCGAAGAUAAUUAAAGUACAACUUCCGGCCUACCUCAAGAGGCUGCCGCUUCCGGAAACCAUCGGCGGAUUCGCAAGGUUAACAGUGUCAGAGUGGCUGCGGUUGCUGCCGCUCCUUGGUAUCCUGGCCCUGCUGGGCUAUCUGACCAUCCGCCCAUUUCUGCCCAAGAAGAAGAAGCAGAAAGACAGCUUGAUUAACUUGAAGAUCCAGAAGGAGAACCCUAAAGUGGUCAACGAGAUAGACAUCGAGGACCUGAACAGCGCAAACGUGUGUUACUGUCGCUGCUGGCGUUCCAAAACGUUUCCUGUUUGUGACAAGUCUCACUUAAAGCACAAUGAAUUAACCGGAGACAACGUGGGACCACUCAUACUUAAAAAGAAGAUACUUUAA